AUGGGCUACUGGGACAUCCCCGAGGGCACGGACUGCCUGCAAAAAACAUGGAUAACCACCAAACUGGCCACGACUCUAGGCUUGGUGGGCUCGGCCUAUCACAUCGUAGCGUUCCAGCCUGAUACGGCGGCGGAAGCUUUUCGGCGAGCCGGCAACGUCACGGUGACCAUGGCCGCCAUGGGAGCCAUCUUCGGUAUGGGUACGUGCCUGACCGCUCAGGCCCGAGAGGUUCCGGACGAUCCGCUCAAUUACUUCGUGGGCGGCUGCGCUUCCGGUAUCUUCAUGGGCGUCAAGACUCACAGCGCCACCACCGGCACGUCGGCGUGCCUGGCGCUGGGCGCGCUGGGCUACUUGGGCAAAGUGGCCAAAGUGGAGAAAUGGCGACUGAUAGGACCUCCGGAACUGUGA
Molecule: messenger RNA, 408 nt
Organism: Nerophis lumbriciformis (worm pipefish)
Lineage: Eukaryota; Metazoa; Chordata; Actinopteri; Syngnathiformes; Syngnathidae
Source: RefSeq, a predicted model, not a curated record